Messenger RNA from Aspergillus versicolor CBS 583.65, 2063 nucleotides. Its product is annotated as F1F0 ATP synthase subunit delta. NCBI's taxonomy places the organism in Eukaryota, Fungi, Ascomycota, Eurotiomycetes, Eurotiales, Aspergillaceae. The record is from RefSeq and is a predicted model, not a curated record. Bases 207 to 2063 code for a protein of 618 amino acids. Gene Ontology annotation, biological process: proton motive force-driven ATP synthesis. The transcript is spliced from 6 exons. Gene Ontology annotation, molecular function: proton-transporting ATP synthase activity, rotational mechanism.
GCAUUCUCCGCCAUUUCAGAAUUCAGGUUCACUACGUACUUGUAGAGGUACAGCAGUCCGGCUCCAGGUGUUUAUUUGUCCAUCACGUGAGCGGGAAAGGCGCUAGGGAACAACCGGCAUCCGAACGUCGACCUUUGCACCUCGCAACUCCAAGUCCAAAGCGGGAGACUGACCCAUCACCACCUUUCCCAUCCCUCAAUUGCAAGAUGAGCUCCCUCCGUUUCGCUCGCUCUGCUCUCCGGGCUCGUCCCGCUGCCUUCCGCGUGCCUAUCCAGCGCAGAGGCUACGCUGAGGCCGUCUCCGACAAGAUCAAGCUUUCCCUGGCUCUCCCUCACCAGACCAUCUUCCGCUCCGCUGGCGUUGUCCAGGUCAACAUCCCCGCUGAGUCCGGAGAGAUGGGUGUCCUCGCCAACCACGUUCCCUCCAUCGAGCAGCUCAAGCCCGGCCUUGUCGAGAUCAUGGAGGAGGGCGGUGCCAGCAAGAAGUUUUUCCUGUCUGGUGGAUUCGCCGUUGUUCAGCCCGACUCCCAGCUGAGCAUCAACGCUGUUGAGGGUUACGCCCUUGAGGACUUCAGCAUCGACAGUGUUCGUUCCCAGAUCACCGAAGCCCAGAAGAUUGCUGGUGGCAACGGCAGCGAGCAGGACAUUGCUGAGGCCAAGAUUGAGCUUGAGCGAGCGCCACUCUAUACCAUGAUUGAAGACUUGGCAACGGAUAUCACGACUCCAUUGGCACAUGAACGAGAACCUUUAGAGGAAAACGACGUCCCCGGCGGCCAUUCUAUUGACAGCCCUCGAAGUUGGCACGUAAGGACCACACUUUCCGAACCACUGGGAUCCGCUUCGGUGUCUAUGCCUCAGAAUCGUUCGCACAAGUUUGGCCGUUUCAGCAGUGAUGACGCCUACAAUGACUUUCUCUUCACUUUCCCCAGACUAUAUCCAGACUUAGCUUCCGAAAAAGACCCUUUCAUCGAUAGCCGUGGAAUUCCUUUGAAUCCACAUAAUACACCGAUAUCUCAGAGUGGCCAUCAAUCUGAGAUUGGAUCAUUCGAGAAAUAUAAGCGGCAUGAUCCCUCUCCCAUAAAGUCUGAUAAGCGUGCGCUCGGUCGACUGGGUAAUACCGCCAGAUCAGACGGCAGCCAACUCACCUCUCUUUCCUUCGGCAGUGAAGCAACAUGGAGACCGCCGAAACCGCCCAAGCCUUCUUUUCUCUCUUGUAUCGAUAAUCCACUUCAGAGAGAAGCCACGAACGCCCAGCCGCCCUUUCGAGCAAAGAGGCCUGGCAGAGGUGACGAGAAAGCCUUGCCAGAAACCCCUUAUCGAUCUUUACCCUUACGAGCGAGUCGGGACUCUAACCAACCCAUUGAGCAUCCUGCCACUGACCAGGGUCCGGACUGUCGGCCAGCGCGACCAAAACAGUCGUGGGAAACUAAAAAAGUUGCUCCACCCCGGUUCUUUCCUCUGCAAUUAACGCGUCAAGAGUUAGAAGCCUUGAGCGCCCCGCUAAACAAUCCAAAAAUGCCAUUUCCUGCUCCUAUACCGACGAUAGAAAACCUUCCUCUAAGACGAGGCGCUGUAAACUCUGGCCGGUACGAGGCCGGCCGAUCUCAAGUUGAUGGCGAUAACUCUUCGAGGACCGGAUUAAAUCGGCCUAGGGCCAGAAAAGAGUCGUUGAACGACACUCUGUGGGAACUUUCGCGGAAUAUCUUUGAGCAGCUCAAAAUGAACGCUUUUCAUUACUUUAAACCACGGAAACAAGGUCAGAAGCCGACCGUGCGAACCACGGUCACCAUUCCAUUCGUUUCAAGGUGCGAAACUGGCCCUGAAGAGCAAUGUCAGUUCUCUGCUGGCCUCGUUGAUGGCACGUACAUUCUGCAAUUUGAUCUGACCCUCCCACUACUUUCCGUCCAUCGCACCGCUUCACUUGCAGCUGUUAUCCGCCAUCGUAUGACUUCCAAAAUUGCCCUAGUGGCUGCUUUCCUUGUGCGGGAUCUCAUAAAAAUUACAACCCUGGUGCUCCUUUAUGUGUUCCGAAUCGAUAUCGCAAUUGAAAUGAAACGGGUAUAA